CUCCUUUACUUAGUCAGUUUUCGGAAUACUCUCAAAGUGAGUGUACCUAAUAAAGGGCGACUGCUUUCAAGCCAGGCGUUAGACAUUACUCGAAAGCCAACUGUCGCGGAACUUACAAAGAAAAAGGCGUUAAAUUAGAUAAAUUGAAAUAUAAAGACCUUUACAGUGAAUGAGAGAAAGAAAUUUAUUGCAGCGGUGCAAAAAAUUGUUAUAUACAAAAUGGAUUUAAUUUUACUUACUUGCUUCGCACUUUUAAUACUACUGUUCACCUAUCUACGACAUAGCUAUCAAUAUUGGGUGUCGCAUGGAGUGCCGCAGCUGAAAAUGAAUUUUCUUUUUGGCACCAUCUUCCAAAUAAAAACCAUACAUAAAAUGGAACUUUUGAACGAAGUCUACCGAGAGUUUCAUGGUAAAGCAAAAUUAGCAGGCACAUACGUUUUCACCAAACCGAUAGCUGUCAUAUUAGAUUUGGACUUGGUAAAGUGCAUAUUACUGAAAGAUUUCAACAAAUUUACGGAUCGCUUUGAACGACGUAAGAGCACUGACGAAUUUCUCCAUCAGCAUCUCUUUCGCGUCGCCGGUGAGAAGUGGCGACCAUUGCGCACGAAGCUAACACCGACCUUCACAUCGGCGAAAAUGAAGUAUAUGUUUUCCACGGUGAUAAAAGUGGCAGAUCAAUUGGAAGAGGCUUUCGCUGCACAUUUGACGGAGACGCCAAGUGGUGAUGUAGAACUACACGAUUUUAUGGGACGCUUUACAACCGAUGUGAUUGCUCAUUGUGCUUUUGGUGUUGAAUGUGAUAGCUUAAAAGAUCCGAAUGUCGAAUUUCGUCGCUUAGGAAUUGAUCACUUCUAUCCAAAUUAUUAUUCUGUAACUCUACGUACAUUUAUGAUCACAUACCCCGCAAUAUUCAAUUAUCUGAAAAUGUUCAAUAUCAGCCACUUUCCAAUAGGCGCGGAGGAUUUCGUACUUCGACUGGUGCGUGAUACAGUGUGUGUGCGUGAAGAGCAAAACAUACAACGUAAUGAUUUCAUUAAUCUGCUAAUUGAGAUGAAAAAUUCCAAAGACUUGAAUGGCGCGCCUCUACUAAGUAUGGAAGAGAUGGCGGCACAGGUGUUCAUAUUUUUUAUUGCUGGCUUCGAGACCAGCUCCAGUAAUAUAACGUUUGGGCUAUUUGAGUUAGCGAAGAAUCCACAAAUACAAGAGAAGUUGAGAGCGGAAAUUUUGACUGUUUUGGAGAAACAUAAUGGCGAGUUGACCUAUGAAGGAAUGAUGGAGAUGACAUAUUUAGAUCAAGUUAUAACAGAGACUCUUCGUAAAUAUCCACCACUCGCUGCUCUCACACGUGUCGCCACUGAUGAUUACAAAAUACCUGAUACGGAUAUCACACUUGAGAAGGGCACACACAUCUACAUACCAAUGAAAGAGAUACAUUACGAUCCGGAAAUCUAUGAGAAUCCAGAAGAAUUCCGCCCAGAGCGCUUCAACCCGGAAGAAGUGGAAAAACGUCAUCCACAAGCUUUCCUCAGUUUCGGCGAUGGACCACGUAACUGUAUUGGCCUACGCUUUGGACGUAUGCAAGUGCGAGUUGGUUUUAUAACGUUGCUCAAAUCUUAUCGCUUCAGCUUAUCGGAGAAGACACCAACAGAAUUAGAAGUUUCAAAAUAUAGUUUAGUACUCGUGCCACAGGACAAAGUGUGGUUGAAGGUAGAAAAAUUUUCAAAAUUAUGAUUGUGUAAGUAGUAACAUAUAUUAAGAUAAGAUAAGUGAGUUUUUUUUAAUAAAAAUUGAUUUUUAUCGGUGCAUAAAUGA
Zeugodacus cucurbitae (melon fly) is the source of this 1812-nucleotide messenger RNA. Its product is annotated as probable cytochrome P450 6a14. The transcript has 2 exons. Gene Ontology annotation, molecular function: iron ion binding; oxidoreductase activity, acting on paired donors, with incorporation or reduction of molecular oxygen; monooxygenase activity. The coding region runs from base 220 to 1731 and encodes 503 amino acids. NCBI's taxonomy places the organism in Eukaryota, Metazoa, Arthropoda, Insecta, Diptera, Tephritidae. The record is from RefSeq and is a predicted model, not a curated record.